GACUCUCCAAAGUAUUCUACAAUGUCCAAGAGAUGGAAUAAAUAAAAAAAAAUCAAUCAAUCAAAAGCCAAAUAAUUAUUUUUUUUUGGAUUGAUUCAUUUUUCCAACCACACUUUGAGUUUUUGUUUCUCCCAGAUGAAUCGCGCCGUUUUGCAGAGCUCUCCGGUGCAGCCGUCGAUGAUGGUUUCCGGUGACCGGAACCCUAGCUGCUGGUGGAACAAUAUCAAUACAUCUUCACUCCCACCUCAACCUUUUCCUUUUCAUAGUAAUAAUAAUUUCUUUACUUCCCCUCCAAACCUAAUUUUCCCUCACCAGCUCCUCCCUCCCACGCCGCCGCCGCCGCCGUCAACAGCCGUCGCCUCAUCUUGGCAUGGGGAAUUCAAUUAUCAGGAUCAGCUUCCUCCAGCCGAGUCAUGGAGCCAACUUCUCAUGGGAGAUGAAGAAGAUAAAUCUGGAUUAGGGAAGAAGUUGGAGAAUUGGGAAGAACAUGCAUCAAAUAACUUGGUUUAUGAGCAUGGAUCUAAUAAUAAUAAUAAUUGGUCACAAAUGAUAUUAUUGUCUAGUCCAAAAUCUUCUUCUUGUGUCACUAAUAACUCCAUGAGCAACAACAAUAUGUUGAAUUUCUCUUCCAACAAGCCUAUCGAAAUUUCUCGACCACCGCCCAAUCGCUCAAUCGAGUGUAACAACACAUCCAUUGGUGGGGUAGCUAAGAAAGCUAGGGUUCAGCCUUGUUCAACACAGGCCACAUUCAAGGUGAGGAAGGAGAAAUUAGGGGAUAGAGUUACUGCCCUUCACCAGAUAGUUUCACCUUUUGGAAAGACUGACACAGCAUCUGUCCUGUUAGAAGCUAUUGGAUAUAUUAGAUUCCUUCAGGGUCAAAUUGAGGCCCUAAGCUUGCCUUACUUUGGAAAUGAAGUAGGAACCAUCAAGAACCAACACCCUAUCCACCAACUCCAAGGGGAGAGAAACAGCUUGUUUCCUGAUGAUCCUGGUCAGCUGUUAAAUGACCAUUGUACCACAAAAAAGAGAAAAGGAGCUCCUUCUCAUCAGGGUGAAUCUGAUGAAGAGGCAAUAAUAAUAAAUAAGAAGGAUCUGAAGAGCAGGGGUCUAUGUCUGGUGCCAGUAUCAUGCACAAUGCAAGUGGAGAACAACAACAUUAUUAAUGGUGCGGAUUAUUGGACCUGCAAUUUCCAACAGAACUAGAUGAUCAAUUCUCUUUUAUAUAUUAUGGGGGGAAUUAAUAUUUCAUAGCUAGAUCUAGCUAGGUUGUUUAUUAAUUAAUUGUUCAUCAAGAAAAUUUAUUAUUAUAUAACAUCAUGAGCACUCACUCUUAUGACUUGUUUCAAGGCUGAUUGCUCUUGAUGCUAUAUGCAUGCAUGCUUCUUGAUGAGAAUUAAUUAACAAUUUAUGACAUAUCUUGUAAUAUCCUUAUUAUUAUCAUUUGCACGACUUGAU
Molecule: messenger RNA, 1455 nt
Organism: Impatiens glandulifera
Lineage: Eukaryota; Viridiplantae; Streptophyta; Magnoliopsida; Ericales; Balsaminaceae
Product: transcription factor bHLH68-like
Exons: 9
Coding region: 136-1203 (355 amino acids)
Biological process (GO): regulation of transcription by RNA polymerase II
Cellular component (GO): nucleus
Molecular function (GO): protein dimerization activity; RNA polymerase II cis-regulatory region sequence-specific DNA binding; DNA-binding transcription factor activity, RNA polymerase II-specific
Source: RefSeq, a predicted model, not a curated record